AUGGCACUUUACCACUGGAAAUUGGAAAAACUUACAGAGCUGGAAAGUUUGGAUCUUGAAGUUAAAUGUGCUUCUGUAUGCAGUCCAAUUCAUUCGUUUUUCAAUGUGAGUUCUAACUGGAUUCCACCUUUUCUUCUCCAAGAAUUGAGAAUCAGGUCUUGUUCAGUGGGCUCAGAAUUUCCAACAUGGCUCCAGACGCAACACAAGUUGAAUGUACUUGACAUAUCUACAUACAGGAAUCUCAAGCACUGUCCCCAGACUGGUUUUUGGAACCUGGUUAGCGUCAAUCUUGCAGAGAUGUACAUGUCUGAAAAUCAGAUUGAGGGAAUGCUGCCCAAGUUCUCAACUUCCAUGCAGCUGAAUACCAUUGAUCUUUCUUCCAAUCGGUUCUAUGGACCUCUACCAGGUUUCUGGGUUCAUCCAUCUCCUACAUAA
Dioscorea cayenensis subsp. rotundata (Guinea yam) is the source of this 435-nucleotide messenger RNA. Its product is annotated as receptor-like protein EIX2. The record is from RefSeq and is a predicted model, not a curated record. Bases 1 to 435 code for a protein of 144 amino acids. The transcript is spliced from 2 exons. NCBI's taxonomy places the organism in Eukaryota, Viridiplantae, Streptophyta, Magnoliopsida, Dioscoreales, Dioscoreaceae. Gene Ontology annotation, molecular function: protein binding.